AUGAGUUCCCCAGACGACGCCUCCCCCGCCGCCGAGGAUGGGCUUCGAAAGCCCUUGCUCCACCACGGAAGCUGGUACCGCAUGGGCUCCACGCAGUUCGGAAGCAUGACCUCGUCCGCCCGCGAGUCCAUCUCCAUUUAUCUCUGCGUCUUCAUCGUCGGUUUAGGGCCCAUCCAAUUCGGUUUCACUUGUGGUUAUUCUAAUCCUACACAAGCUGAUAUUAUCAAAGAUCUUGGGCUCACCAUUUCCGAGUUCUCUCUGUUUGGAUCUUUAGCAAAUGUGGGUGCCAUGGUUGGUGCAAUAUCAAGUGGUCAGAUUUCAGAAUACAUAGGGCGAAAAGGGACUCUGAUGAUUGCUUCAGUUCCUAAUGUACUUGGGUGGUUUGCCAUUUCAUUUGCCAGUGAUGCUUCAUCUCUGUAUCUGGGAAGGUUAUUGGCGGGUUUUGGCGUCGGUAUAAUAUCUUAUGUGGUGCCUGUCUAUAUAGCAGAGAUAUCGCCUCAGAACUCUAGAGGAGUUCUUGUAUCCAUUAACCAGCUAUCAGUAACUGUUGGAAUAAUGCUCACAUAUCUAUUGGGGAUUUUUGUGCCUUGGAGAGUGCUUGCAAUUAUAGGGAUGAUACCAUGCACAAUCUUGAUACCUGGUCUCUUUUUUAUACCAGAAUCUCCACGUUGGUUGGCUCAAAGGGGGUUAGCUGAUGAUUUUGAAACAUCAUUGCAAGUUCUACGAGGCUUUAGUACUGACAUCACCUCUGAAGUGAAUGAGAUAAAGAGAUCUGUGGGGGCAACAAGUAAAAAGACUGCCAUCCAGUUUUAUGAAUUUAAAAGAAGACAGUAUUACUAUCCUUUGAUGGUAGGUAUUGGAUUACUCGUUCUCCAGCAACUAAGUGGCAUCAAUGGCAUCCUGUUCUAUUCUACUAACAUCUUUAAAUCUGCCGGAGUUUCAUCCAAUCAGGCUGCAACAUUUGGACUUGGGGCUAUUCAAGUGAUUGUCACUGUGAUAGCUACAUUGUUGAUGGAGAGGGCUGGCCGCAGGCUGCUUCUUCUUAUAUCUGCAUCAACAAUGACCGUUAGCAGCUUCGUUGUUGCAGCUGCAUUCUUUUUGAAGGAUUCCACUCCAGAACAUUUGCAUUUUCAGUUUGGAAUAAUGUCUGUGACUGGAUUACUGAUUUUUGUGAUUGGUUUUGCUAUAGGAUUGGGGGGUGUUCCGUGGAUUAUAAUGUCUGAGGUACUGCCUGUGAACAUUAAAAGUCUCGGUGGCAGUGUAGCAACGCUGUGCAAUUGGCUAACCGCAUGGGGCGUCACAAUGACUGCUAACUUGCUUAUGAGUUGGAGUGAAGGAGGAACGUUUACCAUUUAUGCUUUAGUGUCAGCUUUCACCGUGGUUUUUGUAAAACUCUGGGUUCCUGAAACUAAAGGAAAGACACUGGAAGAAAUUCAAACAUCUUUCAGAUGACGAGUUUUGCUUGAAUAUAUAUCGACUAUCAUACUGCCAGCAUUUGGUGCAAAAUUGUGAAUAUGUUCUGUUAUGUCAGGGAAGCAAGGAACUGCUUGAGAAACCUGUUGUAGACGCAAGGCCGCUCUAGGUGAACCAGGUGACCCGCCUUCUUUAUGCCUUGAAACGUCGUCUUGCUUCCUAGUUUCCUGUCAUCAUGUAAAGCUAA
Ipomoea triloba (trilobed morning glory) is the source of this 1660-nucleotide messenger RNA. RefSeq names its product sugar transporter ERD6-like 6. Gene Ontology annotation, molecular function: sugar transmembrane transporter activity. Bases 1 to 1452 code for a protein of 483 amino acids. The transcript has 19 exons. Gene Ontology annotation, cellular component: membrane. Lineage: Eukaryota; Viridiplantae; Streptophyta; Magnoliopsida; Solanales; Convolvulaceae. Gene Ontology annotation, biological process: transmembrane transport; carbohydrate transport. The record is from RefSeq and is a predicted model, not a curated record.